UUCUUAUAUUAUUGACAUUGCGUUUCCAUUGAGUGAUUUCGAUAGUGUUUAUGAGGAUUAUUAAGUUGAAUAUCUGCUCAUAAGAGUAGAUGAACUUGGAAGGUGCAUUCGUGCCGGCGAGAUAUCAUGGCGUUUGCGGAAUAAAAGGUAUCCGGUAACCGACCAGGUAACAGAGUUCGUUCAAACUCUGGUCUCGCGAGCAGUGUGCGUCACCACAGCACUCUGGAUAUAUAAUCUUCAGCUCCCUUAUCGAGGUCUCUGGAGGUGAGCCACGAGGGGAAGAACAGCAGAACAGGAGGAAAAUAGAACAAGGGGAGGACAGGAGAACAGGAGACCAGAGGAACAAACGUAGAACGACAGAACAGGAGAAAGAACAGGGAGAACAGAAGAACCGGUUCUCGGAGAGGGAGACCAACAGGAAGAAGAAGGAAUAACCCCCGGGUGAACCGAAGAACCAGAGGAGAACAGAACCGCCACCAUGAAGAACUGCUGGUCGCCCUGGUUCUACUACGACAACGUCAAGAGCGGCAGCAAGGCGUGCGCCGCCACCACCAUCUUCUUCAGCGUCUUCUCCAUCAUCUACAUCUGCUACUGCCUCGACGAAGGGGACUCCUCGCAGUUCUUCCUGCCGCUGUUCGAAACCGACGUCGAUACCACCAUGAAAAGCGCGGGCGGCUUCAUGAUCUUCUUCUACCUGCUGUACAUCGCCUUCUCCAUCCUCAUGAUCCGGGGAGUCGCCAAGGAUCACCGAGGCAUGAUCCUGCCGUGGCUGAGCCAGAACCUCAUCUACAUCCUCAUGAUCAUUGCUUUCGCCCUGUGGCUCCAGGCGUCCUAUUAUCAUUACCUGAUGUCGGUCUUGUGGACGCUGAUCUACUUACUCUUCGCAGCUGCUCAUGUGUACAUGCACAGGUGUGUCAAGAGCCAGUAUGACAUCAUCAAGGGCAUGCAAGCACCCAACAUCGUGCAGUUAGUGUGAGUGAGGACGUACGGAUGACGAUGUGACCAGCCGCUGAGAAUUUCGUCUCCGGGGCUCUGGUGGGCCCCCGGAGGAACUUCUGUAAGAACAAAAUAACACAAGAACGAGAGAACAGAUUCGCCCGGCAGAUUUAUCGUCUUUGGGGAUUUCUUCCAGACCGAUUAUGCGUUGUUUUCGGUGUUGUGUGUGUGUGUGUGUGUGUGUGUGUGUGUGUGUGUGUGUGUGUGUGUGUGUGUGUGUGUGUGUGUGUGUGUGUGUGUGUGUGAGAGAGAGAGAGAGAGAGAGAGAGAGAGAGAGAGAGAGAGAGAGAGAGAGAGAGAGAGAAGGGGGGGUCGCACUUGUUAAAUCAAAUGAAGUGCUUAUGUUGUGAAGCGGCUGUUGUGAGAAUCUUACAUUCAAGACGAAAGUAAGUGUAUAAUUAAAAGACACGAAGAGAUAAGAACUCAUUAUGUUUUUUGAAAACAAAUAAAGGAAUAAGUAGAGACCAAAUAAGAGUUGAAAUAUAAAAGGGUCCUGUGACAUCCGUGACAACAAGCAGCAGGUCUUGCCGUCUUCAGGGUCCCGGAAUAGCUUUACCGAUGACCAGAUUACGCACAGCCUAAAGCGGCAUCUGGAGGAGGCCACGAUAACCUCACGGGAGUAAACAGAAUCGUCGCAAAAUAGAUACAAUAGACGAGAAAAGGAAAAAACGAAGCCUGCCAAAAUUCAAAAAACAGCUGUGUGUACGCCAACUUGCAAUAUUUCUUGCUUUUGGGAUAUUGUGAUGUGGUUAUGACGUGGUGUGAAGGGGGUACACAUGCAAUAAAGAGGGAGGGAGGUGUACCGUUUUAUUUUUUUCUCUUUUGACAGCUUCGGUAGUAUGUCCCGUCCAAGCUAUUGUUUAUUUUUUCAUUAAUUAUUAAUUUGCUACUUGUCUGUGUCUUGAAUAUCUUCAAUAGAAUCUCUUUUGACAUUUCGGUAGCAUGUCCCGUCCAAGCUAUUGUUUAUAUUUUUCAUUUCUUAUUCAUUUGCUACUUGUCUGUCUUGAAUAACUUCAAUAGAAUCUCAGGCUAAUUCUAACUUGUCGUCUUUCAGAAAUAAAUAUUCAGAAGAGACUACUUACACUGAAUGUCUACAGGUGAUAGAAAACAGAUUCCGUCCUCAAGAAGUACAUUUUGCAAAGCUCAGCCAAGAUGCCAAACGUCGAUAGCUCAACAUAUGUUUUCUUUUUUCUCUCUUUCACUUUUUAACGAUGCAUUUCGACCGUUUCUAGAAUGUUCCAGGUCGCCGACUUGGGGCCACCGAAGACAUUCUGCGAAACGCUUCUCUGUUGAUGUUGUGAGAUAGAAAGGUCAUUGUCCUAUUGUGUAUUUUACGGCCAUUUGCUUAAACAAUAUGUGGAUUUCAUAAACAGAGUUCAUACCUCAUCGCUUGCACAAGUAUGAUUCCCUAUUCGUGCAAUAAACAGCUGUGGGAAUCGCAUUGUGUAGUUGGCGAUCUCUGCGGGCGCUAAUUGUUCCAUAUUUACAGAACAAAAUGUGAUGUGGCGGUCCAUAGUAGUUUUAAAUACAAAAUGGGGAAUGUACAGUAAAUAUUACCGUUUUGUACAAAAUAUACCAAUAUUGUGUUGUGAUGUUAGAUUGUGGUUUUACAUGGAUUAUGUUUUUUGUGUUUUUACAUGGAUUAUGUGUUUUUUUUUCUGUAUAAUUUCUCCCAGGAAAUUUAAAGACAUCAAGAUCUGCAGCAUGACGUGCAUUUCUUUCAUGUCAAGAAUAUUAAUUCAUGAAAUGAGCAUGUUUCAAAACAUGGUAAUACGUGAAAUUGAUUAAUAUAAUUUUUUAAAGAAAUAUUAGGAAACGCAGCCGUGAAUGCGUAGCGAUGCACCAAUUACUGGGAAAAUACAUUUUUAGGGCAGAUUUACAUUGCUGUGAAACAUGGGUAUUCAUUUGUAGGUCGCAUACAUCUGGCAACCGGGUCAUCCUAGUUCAGAGGACCAAAAGAUAUGGUUAGGAUGGAACACGGAAUGAAAUAACUAAUACAAACUAUACUACUAUAGGAAUCUUCAUCAAGCUAUAUCCAUUUUCAGCAAUAAAGGGAGCACUAUAGCAAUUCACAUAUGCCAAUUUUGACCUUUCUUAAUCGGUAGGCUCACCCAUCGAAUUGUGUAAUGCACAGGUGGACACGAAAUCUGUGACGCCAGAAAUUUUAUCUAAACCAAAGUGAUUUUUGCAAAAUUAUGUCACAUACUUUGUUCAAGCAAAUGGCCGUUAGAACCGCACUGUUCAAUUACAUAUUUAGGAUCGUAUUUGUAGUGUGUUAUUUUUAUAUAUAAAUUGACGAUAGGAAAUUCGACGUUAGAAUGAUAAAAUAUUACGUAUCUUAACACGUAGACAUUUUAUUCUUCCCUUCUUGUUUACGAGUGACUGUCCUCUAUGAUACAUUUGGAGAAUAAAAUGCUAUAUCAUAUGCUGUGAUUUAUAAGAUUUUACAAUUUAUGACUACAAUUGGCCAAAUGCAUUAAACAAAAACUCACCUCUGGCCUUAUUUUAUUCAGUUAUUUUCGUUCUGUUCCGUCCACAACGUUCAUUAAAUAGCAUUCUAGGAUAAUUCGUAUUUCAAACACAUGAUUUCAGAGUUUUAGCAAAUAGUGAACGAAUGUAAAGAAUUUCCUGUCUUAUUUUUACAAUGUAAUUAACGAGAUAUGAAAGGAUUAUUUCUCGCAUUUCUAAUAAAACUAAUUCAGUUUUUUUCCUUCUAUUGUUACACUGGUAUGUUGUCUAUAUUUUACUUGUAUUAUAUGAUAUUUAGAAACGUACAAAUGGCCUAUCAAUGAUGUUAAGAUGCCGUCCAAAGAAUUGUACACAAAUGUCUAGGAAGAAAAUAUAGUCUUAUACAUGACUAA
Messenger RNA from Penaeus vannamei (Pacific white shrimp), 3857 nucleotides. RefSeq names its product pasiflora 1 (gene pasi1). The record is from RefSeq and is a predicted model, not a curated record. Lineage: Eukaryota; Metazoa; Arthropoda; Malacostraca; Decapoda; Penaeidae.